UACGGGGGGGCGGGGCCGGCGGGUUCGCGGGGCCGGGUGGGCGCGCGCGGCGGCGGCCGUUGCCAGGGGGAGUCCCGGCGCGUGACGGUUGCUCCGCGGCGAUGGCUUCGAGCGGGGAGGAACCGAGGAGCGGUUCCCCGGGCCGGGCGGGCACCGGCAACGGCUCCGAAGCGGCGCUGGACACGGUGGAGGAUUUCGAGGUGCUGGAAGAGGAGGAGGAGGAGGAGGAAGAGGAGGACCUGAGCGAGAUGCCGCCGCUGGAGGACGUGUCCCGGCCACCGGCGCCGCCGCCGGAGGAGCAGGGCGGGGGGGAAGCGGCUGAGGACCCCCAGGAGUGGCUGGAUGUGCUGGGGAGCGGGUUGCUCAAGAAGAAGACGCUGGUGCCGGGCCGGGGAACGGACACGCGUCCCCGCAAGGGCCAGGACGUGACCGUGCGGCUGAAGGCCGCGCUGGAGGACGGCAGCGUGGUGGAGGAGAACCCUGCCCUUACCUUCACGCUGGGGGACUGCGACGUCGUGCAGGCUUUGGACCUGUGUGUGCAGCUCCUGGAAAUGGGAGAGACGGCUUUGAUCAUGUCAGAUGCAAAGUACUGCUAUGGAGCUCAGGGCAGGAGCCCUGACAUCCCACCCAACGCAGCCCUCACCCUGGAGGUGGAGCUGCUGGAGGCUCGGGAUGCCCCAGACCUGGAGCUGCUCAGCGGGAAGGAGAAGGUCGAGCUGGCCAACCGCAAGCGGGAGCGCGGCAACUUCUUCUACCAGCAGGCAGACUAUGUGCUGGCCAUCAACUCCUACGACAUCGCCCUCAAGAUCAUCAGCUCCAGCUCGAAAGUGGACUUCAGCCCGGGCGAGGAGGCUGAGCUGCUGGACGUGAAGGUGAAAUGUCUCAACAACCUGGCAGCUUCUCAACUUAAAUUGGACCAUUACGAGGCAGCUCUCAAGUCCUGUAACCUCGUCCUGGAGCACCAGCCAGGGAACAUCAAGGCUCUGUUCCGAAAGGGCAAGGUCCUGGCUCAGCAGGGCGAGUUCAGAGAGGCCAUUUCCAUCUUGAAGGCAGCAUUGAAGCUGGAACCUUCAAACAAGACCAUCCACGCCGAGCUCUCGAAGCUGGUGAAGAAGCACGCGGACCAGAAGAACGUGGAGACGGAGAUGUACAGGAAGAUGCUCGGGAAUCCCAGCACCGCCGGCGCCCCGGGGAAGUGCAAAGACAAACUGCGCUGGUCCAUCCCCUGGAAGUGGCUCUUUGGUGCAACAGCCAUCGCGCUCGGCGGCGUGGCCUUGUCCGUGGUCAUUGCAGCGAGGAACUAAGGAUGGCAACGGGGUGGCCCCGCGGCACAGGACCUGCACCAGGAUCUGCCUCUCUCCUGCCGGGGCCUCGCAGACCCCUUCCUGUGGACUCGCAGGAAUACGGAUGCUUUCUCUGCCGGAGGUGCCAAAUCCCCCCUCCCGACGUCCCCCCGUAUCCCUCCCGGUGGCACAGCCGUGGGGAUGGAGCCGCAGGCAGGGCACAGCCCCCCGAGCCCCUGCCCGGCAGUGAGGGGCUCAGCCCCCAGCCACGAGUGUCUUGGAGGGAGCGGGAGCUCCUGCACACCGGUACAGCCGUGGCUGUCCCCAGCCCGAUGAGCCGCCAUAGGUGCCGCGGUCCUGCCGGCAUGGCGAGACGGGCAGGGGGAGGCACGUAGAAGGAAAGCACAUGGGUGUGAAGGGGCACGGUGGUCUCUGCAGGAAGGGAAGCGGUGUGGGUGUGCUAUGGGGCACAUGCAGCGACAUUCCCUGUGUCCUGGAGGGCUGCCGGUGGCUCAGCCCUCCGCUGGCACCCGCUCCCCUGCUCAGCACUUCCCCAGAGCGUGCAAUGUCCAAAGGAAGCCAAAGAACCCUGCGGCGGGCGGGAUGCCGGGGGAGCACUGGAGCCCCGCUCCCCGGGGCCGUGUCGUGUAGGUCCAAGCUCUUUGGGCUUCCUCUUUGCCCUGCAGCUCUCUCCAGCCCCGGGGCUCCGCUCUGCUCCCGGGGGGGUUGUAGCACUUUCCUCCCACCCCAAACCGACUGUGAACUUCCCAAAUAAAGGACAAUUCCUUCAC
Messenger RNA from Strigops habroptila (Kakapo), 2074 nucleotides. RefSeq names its product FKBP prolyl isomerase 8 (gene FKBP8). Lineage: Eukaryota; Metazoa; Chordata; Aves; Psittaciformes; Psittacidae. The transcript is spliced from 9 exons. Bases 102 to 1304 code for a protein of 400 amino acids. Gene Ontology annotation, molecular function: protein binding; peptidyl-prolyl cis-trans isomerase activity. The record is from RefSeq and is a predicted model, not a curated record.